AGCCAAACAGCUGGAUACUGGGGUAUCUCGUGGCGGCGAAUGCAACGACACGGACUGCUGUGAGAGAGCACGAGUUUCACUCCACUCACUUUAAAGACAAGCGGUCCGCUGGGAAGUCGGUCGCCGCUCCUGGAAAGGAAAAAAGGGGAAUUAGUGGGUUUCUUUUGGGGAUACUGGAGUUGUGGAGGACACGCCGGCGUACUCAAAGUUUCCAGCCCAAGGAAAAAAAAAAAAAAAAAAAAAAAAAAAACCACAACACACGUUGCCAACACAGGGACAGAAGGUGAAGAAGCAGCAUCUGUCCUGCCAGCGACUCAUCUGUUACCCUCCAUCUAACAACAACAACAAAAAUGAAUAUGUCGGUGGCAAUGCAGAUGUCAGUCACUAACAGUUAAAUGUUAGUUACACUAAAGCGGAAAUCGCUUGUCUGGCCGAAGAGGAAAAAGAGGAAAGGGGCUGCUGAAUGUGCUGGAAGAAGAUGUCUCUCUGGAUGAUACUGCCUGUCAGCCUCCCAGUCCUGAGCAUCACUGGGAUAUGGGUUGUAUACGCCAUGGCACUGUACAACCAGCAUGUCUGCCCUGUGGAUAACUGGUUGUACAACCAGUCAUGUGAAGAGGAGCUGUAUUUGCAGAGUGGGCCAUCCUUGUGCUGCACACUAGAAAAUGUACCUCUCAUUAGUAAAUGUGGGACUCUUCCCCCUGAGAGCUGCUUCUUCAGCCUUAUCUGCAGCACAGGUUCAUUCAUGGUUAUGGUGAUUGUGCUGCUCCGCUAUGCCCAAGUCAUUGAGAAACAUCAAAACUGUGUUCUCAACACGGCAAGUCUUUCCACAGGCUGGAUCUGUGCUGCUGGACUCAUCAUGGUAGGAAACUUCCAGGUGGAUAAUGCCAAAGUUCUCCACUAUGUCGGAGCAGGCAUCGCCUUCCCCACCAGUAUGCUGUUUGUGUGCCUGCAGUCGGCGCUGACUUAUCGACUGGCCAAGACCCAGGGGGAGUACAGCUUGGCCCACCUCCGGCUCUGCAUGACCCUGCUGGCCUUCAUAGCUUUGGUGCUCAGUGGUGUGUUUUUCUGUCAGGAGAGCUUUGUCCUGCAGCACGCCUCAGCCAUCUUUGAAUGGGUGUUCUGUGUCAUCAUCAUGCUGUUUUAUGGAACAUUUGCCUUUGAGUUUGCCAGCAUGUCAGGAGACACCAUGGUGGUGCUGGCCAGAGGAGGCUCCCUGGGAUCUGCUGGGACAGAACACAAGUUGGACACUCUGGGAGGACUGGGUGGACCUGUUCCACUCUCACAACCACAUCUGCACCAACCUGAAAACAUGUCUAUACUGUAGCUCCAUCUCAAUGCCUCAUCAUUGCCUUGUUCAUUCCUUUCAAACUCUGGUUGUUGAAUGAGUUUAAUUAUUCACAUCCAGCCACAUUCGUCUGAAGCUCUGAGAUGAAACCAGGCCAGUGUAGCAGCUGUUGGUGGCAGAACAGCUGUAGAUCUGCUGUUACGGGGGAUUGCGCAUUUCUUACUGUGUUCACAUCAGGAUUCUCCACAGAACUUGUUUGCAUUUUGCACAAGUGUGACAAAAAAUGAUCUCCCAGUUCUGUCCUGUGGUCAGUGAGCACCUCUUCAUGAGGGGAGUAUUCUGGCAGUGAGACGAUGAAAAUGUACCGCGUCACCCUGAUAUGCUGUGACCAAAGUUUGCGGCCUUGGGUCGACCUUCGGAAGUGAUUGCCAUGACUUCCUUGCAUGUAAAGACACGAGGCUGCUGGACGGCCCAGCUAACAGUAGUGACACAGACAUGAUGUGUGAAUGUUAAAAGUGGAACUCAGUCUUUAAAACAGGAGGCAUGGAAAUAUUUCAGUCAAUCCUGGAGACAGACAGUGGGCAGCACUCUGCAUUUUUCAGUCAUUUACAUGCUCAGUUAAGCAAUAUUUUUAAUAUCCAAUAACUGAGAGUUAACAUCUGAGUAUUCAUAGAGUUCAGCAGCUUUAAUCUAUUAGAUCAUCUACAUACUCAGCUGAAUGAUUUCUUUAUGCCAAAGAGAAAUGGAUGACACAGCUAAAGACCCAGAAUGUUUCUCAUGAGUGGGUUGACCAAGGCUAAAUAGAAAAUGGCUUUUUGGUACGCUGAUGGAUGUGUAUGUAAACUUAAAACAUUCCUUCAUUUAACUUUAAAAUAUGCAGCAUUUAUGUUCAACCUGCAGCUUCACAUCUCAACGUCGAACACUGUUUUUUUUUUUUCUUCUUUUUGCUCUUCUUGGUACUCAUGCCUAGAAUACACACUAUUUUUUGGCAUAUCUUUAUUUCAAGUUCAUACAGAACAUGUGGACCCAGUGUCUUUACAAUGAAAUGUCAGAACUGUCUCUGAAUAUCUUUUCUCCUUAUUGUAAGGAGCCAUGCAGGACAGAUUUUAAACCUGAAAGAAUAGUAGAUACUCCUCCCUGUUUGUAGAAGGACAGGAACGAGAGCAUCCAGAGACCAAAUGUGGACUCGCUAAUUCAAGCCAGAGCACUGGGUUUAUUGAGUUUAGUGACGAGACUUCACACGUGUUUUCAGGUAUCAUCGAUGGAGGUCUGCGUCUUAUUAUUUCCCAUCAAGAGCAGGAAGAAUGUGCUCUUCUUAGUUUACCAGCCUGCUGUUUCUUACUAGCUCUGAAUUGUAGGUAGUAGUUUCUGCAUGUAGAGCUGGUGCAGCCAGAUUAAUGACAAAAGGAUUUGUAAAAUGAGAAAUGUCUGAGUCGUGCCUCUGUUAUUUUCCAAUAUGUGCCAAGUGUUAGCUUGCCUGUGGCAUUGAUGCUAAAACACAAGCAGGCCUCAUUUCAUCAUCCCCCUCCUCUGUUUGGCUCUAAUAGCUGAUAGAUCAAAGCAAUAAAAUGAGAAGCAGGAUUAAUGAGAGCAGAGACAGAAGUUCCACGUGAGAGCCAGGACUACGACUACACAGGGAAACAUCACAUAAUACAACAGUUCAUGUUUAAAUUCACAAGUAAUUGCAAAUAUGAAAUAACAGUUUGAGCACCUGAAAAUCAGAGUAAGAGGAGAGUUUACAACUGUACUAACUCUGGCUGUCACCCCUCCCUCAUACCACAAGUGGAAGUACUUUUCAUACAGGUGGUUUUCAUGGGUGUUCUUUAAACACCGUUUCACAAUCUGUUACAGAAGCUCUGACAUGUAGUAAUUAAUUCACUAGACUGAGUCAGAGACGUUGCAACAUUGCAGCUCAGCUCACAAGUUUUGCUUCUACUUGAGUAAUGAUGCUGUUGGGGGGGUGUAGUUAUGCAUACCCUCUACCAAACACUACUUACACAAUAUAUACUCCUCAGACCGAAUGAUGGUGCUUCCUCUGCUGCUCUAGCAAGAAACAUGUCAUUAAACUCAGAAAUGACUAAAUCUGCUCAUGUUUGCAUGUUUGUUCAUUUCCAUCUUAAUAGUCAAAUUAAUUUUCUACGUUGCUGGACAUCCUUCUCCUCAUGCCAGUCAUUUUUUUCCCCUUUCUGACCUUGCAUGAAUCUGCGGGAUCUUUGCACUCAGGAAAAUGUUCCGACACCAGCUGCAUUGUUUGAGUUUAAAGCAGAUUCUUCUGCCUUUUGUUGUGUUUGUUAAUGUGGAUGAUGAUAUGUAUGUAGAUGUUUUCUGCACUAUAAGUGCAACUGCUUUUUGAGAUGCAGGACUGAUGUUAGCCAUGAUAUAAUCAUUUAUUUUUGUUAAUUAAGGCUCUGUUAAGCUGAAAAAUAAAGUUCCUGUGAUUCUAGCUUGUAAAAUCGUAUUGCUGCUCACACAAACAUGGUUAAAUAUCUGCCAAGGGGCGGGUGGGGACUAACUCAUGCAAUCAGUAGAUCAUUGGUGAGAGUAUUCUGGCAAACUAACCAGUGUCUGUAAACCUCACUUAAGUCUUAUAUUUGGUACCAAACUGAAAGGGCAAAUUGUUCCCUGUGCCUUAUGUAUUUUGACAACCAAAGAGGUUUAAAUGGUAAAUUCUAUUUUGAUGCAAAGUCAUAUGAUUGUAUACAUGCUGUAUAUGCCUUAUUGUUCAAUAAAUUCAAACAGAAAAAAAUGUAUGAAUGAAAUUUACUCCCUGAGUUGCAUCCUUUUUUAUUUAGUUAUUUUUUUCUUGUAACAUGACAUUUCCAUUCUGGAGCAUCUUUACAUGAAUGUUUUGCCCGUUGUGACUGCACCAAAGUAGAAAAUCAUGUUUGUUUUAAACAGUGGAUUAUUUAAAUUGAUCAUUUUCUGUACAGCUUUGUCCAAUUCAAGGAAGCUGAAGCCUAUCCCAGUAAUUAGCAGGCGAGAGGCAGGUACACCCUGGACAGCUCGCCCGUCCAUUGCAGGGCAGGAUUAUUUAAUUAGUUUU
Messenger RNA from Melanotaenia boesemani (Boeseman's rainbowfish), 4328 nucleotides. RefSeq lists its product as uncharacterized. The transcript has 8 exons. Bases 464 to 1324 code for a protein of 286 amino acids. The record is from RefSeq and is a predicted model, not a curated record. Lineage: Eukaryota; Metazoa; Chordata; Actinopteri; Atheriniformes; Melanotaeniidae.